CAGUUGUAUUCGGACCGUUUCAAUUGACGUUGAUGGACAGAAUGAGGAAGAAGAAGCAGCGACUCUCGCUCCAGAACUUCUCAUUUACCACCACGUUGGUACGUUUUGGCUCAGGCUUUUAUUGUGAAGAGUCCCCGGUCCAGCCCCCGGUAUCUGGGUGACAGCUCUGCGGCUUUGACGCAGCUGAGGCCGGUGUGUAUGUUCGGCGCUGACAGGACACUGGUGGACGACAAACUGGAUCUCUCGGUGAGGGACGUCCACAGCAGCGGCCACUACACUGGAUUACCAUCACACUCAGAGCUCUCCAGCAGAGGGCAGUGCAACACCAAGCCCAAGUCAUACUCGGUCAGGUCCUCGCUCCGCCUGUGCGGUCAAGAUCACACCUCUGUCAAACAUGAAAGGCUCUCCUGACCUGAUUCCUGCUGCAGGCUUGGACCCCAGCAGAGUGUGUAAGGGCAAAGGAGUGGUGACUCUGAGGGCCACUCUGGUCCACAUCGAUGAUGAAGGCUGCAUCAGCGAGGAGCCAAACAUCACCAAGAUGCCAAGUGGCUGGACAAGCCAGAUUAAUGGGGACAGCUCAAAAGCGGGACUGGCAGAGGGGGGCAGCAGCUUCCCAGCUGAUUUACCUCCUGUAAACACCACCCAGUGCCAGGUCAACUCACCCGAGGGUUUAAAGGAGAAUCACUCUCCUGUCGACCAUCACAACUCCUACAGCUCCAUCUACCCGUGCACUAGCGCAGUAAACCCAACUAUAGUCCUUCUGCAACACAGUAGAGAGCAGCAAAAGCAUCUUUCUCAUUUGGAAGAAAGGGACAAAAGCCCUGAUCCUGGGCAAGAGUCUGUCAGUCCGGUUCCGGACAUGGAAGGGACGAGACUGCGACUGUCGCUGCACUCCCCCGUCCUCAGUCCUCUCAACAAGCCCAUUGUGCCUGUUCGGAACACUGAGAAGUCCAAAGACUGGUACAAGACCAUGUUCAAACAGAUUCACAGGUUACCUGAACCUAUUGAGGAAAACCCUUACCGCCCCACCUACAUUUUCCCUGAGAACUAUGACAGUCUGGUGAAAUCAAAAGAUGACGACUCCAUUCCUUUUGGUUAUUUGGAGGAAGUGAAAGGGGUCCCACGCUCUAAAAGUGAUGCAGAGGUCGAUUCAAGGAACCGACAGAUGCCCGUGCCAACACGCUCCUCCUCGCUCAAACCUACCACCAAAAGGAACGAGUGGGAGCCCCCCGAUAAAAAGGUAGACACCAGAAAGUACCGUGCCGAGCCCAAGAGCAUCUUCGAGUACGAACCAGGGAAAUCGUCGGUGCUGAAGCUGGAGAGAACGACUCAGGAUGUAAGUCCGGAAGAUGUAGAUUUAGAGAAUGAGCCGUGGUUUAAAUUCUUUUCAGAGAUGGAGUUUGACAAAGCGAGUGCCCCCUCUUUCAGCCCCUUGGAAACAGCUGCCGACCUGCAGCAGUAUUCCUCAAGCAAGGCUGGACACCGUGAGGUGGACAAGGACGGGGGAUCAUCCUCGAGCGAGCCCUCGGCUACAGAAUGCGAUCGCCAUGUUUACAAGAGCGUCCUGGAAGGUGGAGACAUUCCCUUACAAGGUUUACGAGCACUAAACAAGCGUCAUGGCAGCUCUUCCUCCUCUAAAGUGGAUUAUAAAGGUGGGAAUGACUGUAUGAUUUCACCCUGCUCCUCUGUAAAUAGUCGAUCGGGUCUUGCCAGUAAUGCAAUAGGUAACCAGUGUAAGAAUAAGAAGCCUCUUUCUGCUGCCAAAGCCUGCAUACCGCAGAUCCUUCCCUCUAAAUUCAAGCCCAAGCUUCUGCCACCCGGUGGUGAUUCUCAGGAAUGCAGGAACAGACCGGUUAGGCACCCGAAGGCCCACAGCUGUGAAGCUCUGUACACAUGUGGUCCAGACUGCGCUGGAGCCGAGGGGCAGCACUUAGAUUCAACUUGUGCUCCUGACUGUAUCCACCAUGACUCUGCGGCUUUUAGAAGGAGCAUUUCUGAGUUCUCAAACCUCUACCGGGUCAUGCACCACAUCCAGCGGCCCAGCUCCGUCGGCUGCAGCCCCCAAGGAAGCGUCCGCAACUUGGCAUCUCUGUUUGAGGGAGCAAAGGGCGAGAGGGAUGGAAGGUCAGAGGCCGAGGAAGAGGGCAACAUUCCACGGGAUGCUGUGUCAUCGCGGGUCAGUGAGUUUGAAAUGAUCAUCCAGCGAUCCAGUUCAGCACCGAGUCGAUCCUCCUCGCUGCCCACGCUCAACUCCAGCCACAGUCCGAAUCACAGCCCUUCCCACCUUUGCAUGGUGUCAGCAGUGUCGGCAGAGUCGCUCCUGACGACAGAUUCAGCACAAAUGAACGGAUGCACCCUGGUGGAGUCGGACAGCAAGCACGCAGUGGAGGUGGCCUCUUCACCAGGCAGCAAAUCUGAGGAGGAAGAAGUGCCCUCAGGGAAUGGACUCCAUGUGAGAAGUGAGUCGCCCCCUGUUUCUGAAGUCAGUUGUGAGGUUGAGCAAACGCUGAGGAACAGCUCACCUGAACUGAGACAGCCGUUUCUUGAUGGACCGAGGAGUCUUUCUUCUCUGAUGCCACAGCACAACCAUCACCACCUCCUGCACCACCUGAACCAUCACCUCCACCUUAAACCUAGCAAAUGCAAAGGCUCCUGUCCUGCCUCCUACACACGCUUCACUACCAUUCUCAGGCACGAAAGGCAGAAGGCAACAACGCAACCGGAACAGCCUCCUCCGACUGGGAGGAAAACAACAUUGCCAGGAAACCUUCUCCUCAUGGGGCCUGCUCCCUUCAGGUUACGAAAGAACCUGCAGCCUCCCCAGUCACGAAGGACUGUGUUAGCCACCAGGGUAACCCAGAGACCUGACUCGAUCUCUAGUGAACCUCGACCUCUGAUACCCCAGCGCCAGUCUUCCCUGGAGAUCCUGGAGCGAAUGAAUAACGGGGACGAAGACCACGCUUACCAGCUGACUAACGGUCAGAGCUUGGACGCCAACGGGAACCUUCUGCAGCCGCUGGCAGUUCCGUGCAGAGACUCUUCCCCCGCUCCCGGUGACGGCCCGGACGAGGUGUUGAAGCGACGACAUGGAGACAAAGAGAAAAUCUUGGAGGAGCAGCGGCGGCUGAAGCGGGAACAGGAAGAGGCUGACACGGCGUCAAGACGACACACUGGCAUUGUCCCAACUCGCCACCAGUUCAUCACCAAUGAGCGCUUCGGAGAUCUGCUCAACAUCACAGAUAACACAGAGAAGAGGAAAUCAGGCUUGGAGAAAACUCCAGCAAUGGCACGCUUUGACUUCCGUGCAGAAUCACUGAAGGAGCUACCAUUUCAGAAGGGAGAUAUCGUGUACAUCAUUCGACAGGUGGAUCAGAACUGGUAUGAAGGAGAACAUCAUGGCAGAGUAGGCAUCUUCCCUCGGAGCUACGUGGAGCUUCUCCCCCCCACCGAGAAGGCACAGCCGAAGAAAAGUGUGCCAGUGCAAGUGCUGGAAUACGGGGACGCCAUCGCCCGCUUCAACUUCAACGGUGACACGGUGGUGGAGAUGUCCUUCAGGAAGGGAGAGAGGAUCACGCUCAUCCGUAGGGUGGACGAGAACUGGUAUGAGGGGAAAAUCUCAGGCACCAACCGCCAAGGCAUCUUCCCCGUCACCUAUGUGGAGGUGCACCGCAGGCCGCGGGUGAAGAACGGGCUGGACUACCCCGACCCGCCACUCAGUCACUCACCACAGCGCAGCACCAACGCCUCUCCUCAGCUGUACCGUAGUCGUCUGACCACCUCCCCUCUACCUCUCCCUCGCUCCCCCCGUCGAUCCGUCUCCCCCGAGGUCCAUGCCAUCUCCUCUGAGUGGAUCUCCCUGACGGUGGGAGGCGGAAGCCCCCCAGCAGCCCCCACCCCUCCAUUGCCUCCGCUGCCGACUAUAUCCUACCGCUGUGGCGAAUACCUACCGCCUCCAUAUUCCGCCAGCCCCGUGCCACCACUCAGCGGCAGUCCUUACUACAUGUCUCCCAUGGCCUCCCCUUCUGCGUCCCCUUUGCCCCCGCCUUACCCACCCAGGCCCAACUCAGCCACCCCAUUCCUCACAUUCACGCCGCCGCUGGGUGAGGACUUCCUCCUCUCGCCUCCGUCACCAAAUCUGUCCCGUAGCAUGAGCCCCUGCGGUGGGCCGGUGCUGGAGGGCUGGCUCGGGGGGGAGAAGGAGUUGACAGAGGGGGAAGGCGCGGAGGGGGAAAGAAGCGGUGGUCACGCUGCCCCCGGGAGCAGGCGCAGUAGCCCUGCAGAGCUUGUGAAGAACGACGUCGACCACCAUGGACGGAGCUCCAGAAGUCCAGUGAUGCUCUUCGACAUCCAUGACAACAACAACUCAUUUGCGCAACCCCAGUCUCACAGCAGCAGCCCGGAGCCCAGCCGCCUCAUCUGCGGAGUCUUCCAGGCUCUCUACAGCUAUGUGCCACAGAACGAGGAUGAGCUGGAGCUGCAGGAGGGCGACCUUGUCAGCGUCAUGGAGAAGUGCGAUGACGGCUGGUUUGUCGGUACAUCGAAGAGGACAAAAAAGUUUGGAACUUUCCCCGGGAAUUACGUGAAGGAGGUGAAGCUGUAAAAAAAGUAGAAAAAAAAGUAACCCUGCUGUAACACAAUCGCCUGAUGAGCUUGGGAAGUCAUAACCAUCGCGCGUGGCUGUUGAUAGACUAGUCGAGACAAACUCUGGGAAAGUGAUCAGCGGGUCUGAGGUAUGUCAAAGUGAAGAGAAGGCGACGGAGACGGCUGUUGAUUCACUGGCCAAAAACCUCAGUCCGAUGGACACCACUUCUCACUCUCCUCCAAGACAGAACUCGUCCCUCCAUGGAAUCCUGCCACAAGUUGCUUCACGCUUCACUUUUGUCCUUCGCAGUUCACACAGCCGCAGAGCAGAGUCACAGAGCGGAUCUUCUUACCUGAACUGGAUGUGGGAAUGUAGGAUAUUCAGGAGCAGAGGUGCUAACACAUUUAUAUUUAUCUCACCCAAACUAAUAUCUGAAGUCACCACAAAGUUAAGGAACUGUACAGAAUCACAUAUUUAUUCUUCACCUUCUCAAAAUAAGCAUGUUUGCCGAUGAUGGUCUCUUAGUUGGUAGCACUUCCUGCUUCCCCGCAGCUUCCACUGACCACAGGAUAAUGGAAAACUAAUCUUUUAAGCGAAUGAUUCAGAGAGCGUUUUUAAAGCAUUUGAACCCGUCCUUGCUGACUGCACGAUCGUGACGUGUAAAUGUGUACAGAAACUUCCUCAGGCCUUCGAGGUAUGGCCACUUAUUUUGGUAUAUGAUGCAGGAUCAGCAUUAACAGGACGGUUAGCAUGCAGAGCAACACCAGUUUACAGAGCAUGAGCUUGAAGAGUCCUGCAACAAACCACACGCCAGACCAUCCACACGGAGAAGACAUAUCAUUUCCUUUUUGAAAUUAUCUUGUAAUUAUCUGCGAGCUUAGCUGAGUUCAGUCGUGUCCCGGCGCGUUCCUCUACUCGAGGUGAAACAAGGUUGCGAUCACAUCAGCGGGUCCUUGUAUCCUCUUUCUGCUGUUUGGACACACUUUAUAACCAAGGAAUGAGGAAGUUUCAGAUAGAAUUCAAACAACAGUUGCUGCAAGGUCAUUUCAAAUGACCCUGAGUGAUAGUUUAGUACAUGAUGUGUAGCACAAUAUUUAUAUUUACUUUUGAUCUUAACAUGGCGGUGAGGUUUGGAGCGAAGCUCUGUUGUAGAGUAGAGAGUUUUACCUUGAUCACAGAGAACUCGCUGAUGUGAUCACUCUCCUGUAAUUUCCCUUUGACCUUGACAAAGUACACAGAGUCUCUGGUGAAUGACUGAGCUUGGAACCCGAGGUGUAAGGGAAAGGCCAACAACUAGCCAGGUUUUUUUGUAUUUAAAUUCCACAACUGGUCCUGCAAAGCAACUGUAUUAUUUAGGUUGUGAAGGAACCAGCUAACAGUCAUGACAGACAGAACCUGUGUCGCCGCUCACCAGGUCAUUUGAUUUAACAAGAGAAAAUACGCUCCAACUCACAUCUGGACCUAAAUUUUUGCUUCUGGUUCAUGACCCAGAACUGCAUGUGAACCAACAAAAAUGACUUGAUCUCUGUUGCCCAGUCACUUCUAUCAAAGCUUUUUUAAGAAUCCCGACCCGCUGACGUUCCUCCUGUGAUGGGUUUUCACUGGUGUUCACACUCUCCAUCACUCUGCCGGUUUGGCUCACAUGUCACUGGACCUCCUUGUGAUCGGGCUCGAGGGCAGUCACACAUCAGUGUCCUUGUUCACCAGAUGUUUGAAUGUAUAAUGUGUCGCAGCAAUUUUGUAUAAAUUUUGGUCCGAACUUUCAUCUUGAAUAAACAGCAGCGCGACACGUGAAGGAUUGUAAAUAUGUAAAAUAAGAAAUUUGACUGCAAAUGAUGGGAGCGGUGUUUGAGCUCCCAGUCACCUGCAGUUUGUUUGAGCUGAAGGGUUUUUGGCAAAAGCACAGCGUGUUACUGAGCACAGGAGGUCGACAAAGAUCACUCUGCCAUGGAUCAUGAUGCCUUAUGUUCGCCACGAAGCCGUGCCUCAUUUCCAUUAACGUCACCGACAUGUAUCCACGUCAUAGUUGAUGUAGCCAGCAACAUCCUGGUCUCUGUGAAGUUAAACCCAGAUCAUGUUGCAAGAACAGUGUGACACAGAACUAUUAACAAUCAGAAGUGUGGUGAGACACACAACCUGCAACAGGUUAUUUGUUUGUUUGCUUCAAUUUGCAGUGACAAUAAUUAAACACUAUACACUGCUGUGACUUCAAUAUUAUGCAAUACUGAAUAAACCAGUUAAAACUUGAGCGUGUGAC
Messenger RNA from Synchiropus splendidus (mandarinfish), 6839 nucleotides. RefSeq names its product sorbin and SH3 domain-containing protein 1. Gene Ontology annotation, cellular component: cell-substrate junction; cytoplasm; nucleus. Gene Ontology annotation, molecular function: protein binding. Gene Ontology annotation, biological process: cell-substrate adhesion. NCBI's taxonomy places the organism in Eukaryota, Metazoa, Chordata, Actinopteri, Syngnathiformes, Callionymidae. The record is from RefSeq and is a predicted model, not a curated record. The transcript is spliced from 29 exons. The coding region runs from base 395 to 4600 and encodes 1401 amino acids.